AUGAAUGGGACUGAGAUUUACUCGCAUUUCUCUUCUCGCCUCCUCCCCCCCACAGACUGUUGUAUGUGUUGUGUAUCCCGCUGGUUGAAGGUGUCCCACGUUAUCGGCAGAUAUCGAUUCAGCGGUGGGCAGAUCCAUCACUGGAGCAGGGAGCAGCGGCAAAUGUCGAAGAAACGGAAAAGUCCAGACGACCAGGGCUUAGAGGGACCUCUGCCUGCGGGACCCAGCGACCAAGGCUUGACAGAUGAGAAAGUGAAGGCCUACCUCUCGCUGCACCCGCAGAUGCUGGACGACUUUGUGUUGGAGAGUGUGAGUGCAGAGACGUUGGACAGAUGGCUGAAGAAAAAGACCAGCAGCAGGCCUGCAGAUGACACGUCAGCGAAAGAUGUCAGCAGGUACCAGGACACAAAUAUGCAGGGUGUGGUGUACGAACUCAACAGCUACAUGGAGCAGCGCCUGGACACUGGAGGAGACAACAAUCUCCUGCUCUAUGAGUUGUGCAACAUCAUCAAAACAGCAACUAAAGCUGAUGGAUUUGCACUUUACUUCUUGGGAGAAUGCAACAAUAGUUUAUGUGUGUUGACUCCGACGGGGGCCAAGGACGGCCCUCCAAGCCUCAUCCCCUCCGGCCCCAUUGCAUUUGGGACAACCAUCGCCGCUCAUGUUGCCAAGACUCGCAAAACACUGCUGGUAGAGGACAUCAUUGGGGACGAGCGCUUCCCCGACGGCACAGGGCAGGACUCAGGGAUCCAUGUUCACUCUGUCCUGUGCCUCCCCAUCCUCACUGCCAUCGGGGACCUCAUUGCCAUUCUGGAGCUGCAUCGGCACUGGGGCAAGGAGCCCUUCAACCUCAGCCACCAGGAGGUUGCAACAGCGAACUUAGCGUGGGCGUCAGUUGCCAUUCAUCAAGUACAGGUGUGCAGAGGCCUCGCCAAACAGACUGAGCUCAACGACUUCCUACUAGAUGUGUCAAAAACAUACUUUGAUAACAUUGUGGCAAUAGAUUCUCUACUUGAACAUAUUAUGAUAUAUGCAAAAAACCUGGUGAAUGCGGACAGGUGCGCACUCUUCCAGGUAGAUCACAACAACAAAGAACUGUACUCGGACCUGUUCGAUAUCGGGGAAGAGAAAGAAGGAAAGCCUGUCUUCAGGAAAACCAAAGAAAUUAGGUUUUCUAUAGACAAGGGAAUAGCAGGUCUGGUGGCUCGGACAGGGGAAGUCUUAAAUAUCCCAGAUGCCUAUGCAGAUCCUCGGUUCAACCGAGAAGUGGACCUGAAAACCGGCUACACCACGCGGAACAUCCUGUGCAUGCCCAUCGUGAGCAGGGGAAGCGUAAUAGGCGUGGUGCAGAUGGUGAACAAGCUAAGCGGAAGUGCCUUCACUAAUACAGAUGAGAACAACUUUAAGAUGUUUGCCGUCUUUUGUGCUCUGGCCUUGCACUGUGCAAAUAUGUACCAUAGGAUCCGGCACUCUGAAUGCAUCUACAGAGUGACAAUGGAGAAACUGUCCUAUCACAGCAUCUGCACAUCGGAAGAAUGGAAGACCCUCACCCAGCUCAACCUCCCUGCACCUAUUUAUAAAGAGAUCGAAAUGUUCCACUUUGACAUCAAUCCUUUUGAGGAGAUCUGGCCCGCAGUCUUUAUCUACAUGGUUCAUAGCUCCUGUGGAAAGACCAGCUUUGAGCUGGAGAAGCUGUGCCGGUUCACUAUGUCCGUACGGAAGAACUACCGACGUGUGCCAUACCACAACUGGAAGCACGCGGUGACGGUGGCCCACUGCAUGUAUGCAAUCCUACAGAAAACCUCUGGGAUGUUCACAGAGUUAGAGAAGAAAGGUCUGUUGAUAGCCUGCCUGUGCCAUGACCUGGACCACCGGGGCUACAGCAAUGCGUACCUGCAGAAGUUUGACCAUCCACUGGCUGCUCUGUACUCCACCUCCACCAUGGAGCAGCACCACUUCUCUCAGACCGUCUCCAUCCUGCAGCUGGAAGGGCACAAUAUUUUCUCCAACCUGAAUUCCAUUGAGUACGAGCAGGUGCUAGAGAUCAUCCGAAAGGCCAUCAUCGCAACGGACCUCGCCCUCUACUUCAACAACCACCAGCAGCUAACGGAACUGCUGACUAAGGGUGUGGUGGACUUCAACAACUACUCGCACAGGGACCGUGUGAUUGGUCUGUUGAUGACAGCAUGUGACCUGUGUUCUGUUACCAAGCAAUGGCAAAUCACACGACUCACAGCCAACGACAUCUAUGCUGAGUUCUGGGCCGAGGGAGAUGAGAUGAAGAAGAUUGGGAUGCAGCCGAUCCCAAUGAUGGACAGAGACAAGAAGCACGAGGUUCCCCAAGGCCAAGUGGGGUUCUACAAUGCUGUUGCAAUUCCAUGUUACACGACACUAGCAGAGAUUUUCCCUCCAUCCAUCCCUCUACUAAAAGCCUGCAAGGAGAACCAUGGCCAGUGGGAGAAGAUUGCAAAGGGGGAGGCAGAGGAUGUGGUGCCUAGCCGACCAUGUGAUCCAGGCCCUGUCAAGGUGGACAACUGACGACCAAAGGGGUCUCUGGCCAACCAAAGGAACACAACCUGGGUCCUGCCACAGACCUGGAACUCCUGCAGGAGGAAGAAGCCACAUGUUGUGACAGCGGGAGACGGAUCAGCUAAA
Molecule: messenger RNA, 2655 nt
Organism: Limanda limanda (common dab)
Lineage: Eukaryota; Metazoa; Chordata; Actinopteri; Pleuronectiformes; Pleuronectidae
Gene: pde10a
Product: phosphodiesterase 10A
Biological process (GO): negative regulation of receptor guanylyl cyclase signaling pathway; signal transduction
Molecular function (GO): 3',5'-cGMP-stimulated cyclic-nucleotide phosphodiesterase activity; protein binding
Source: RefSeq, a predicted model, not a curated record